GAGAAUUUGAUUCUAGUCCAAUAGACUUGAGUCUUAAAUCCAGUCAUUCUUGGUGGAGAGAAGAGAGGAUAGUUGUGUUUUCUCGGCUGUUUGUCAAGCACUUGUUAUGCAACAAAGACUGGUUUGAAAUGUCUGUUAUGGAAUUUUUGUCUUGGUUGGACCCAGUAGAGUGGAGCAAACAUUAUGAAAUUCCAUUAUCCAUAACUUGCUUUCUCAUAUAUUUCAUCGUGUUUCACAUAGCUUGUGCGUUCUUUGGCAUUGCUGAUCAUUGGAAACUACUGCGAAAAUACAAACUGCAUGAAAGUGACGAGAAAACCUAUCUUCAGUUAUUGCCAAGAGUGGUUUUCAAUCAACUUGCCUUUUAUUUGACUAGUUGUUAUAUUGGAGAAAAGAUGGGUUGGGUUUUCAGACCUCCAAAAGACAACCAUUUUCAGCUUUGGAAGUUACCGAUAUAUCUUACUUUGUUUUCUUUCUAUCAUGAAAUUAUAUUUUACAGUGCCCAUAGAUGGUUGUUGCAUUCGAAGUGGGGUUUCAAUCUUUUAGGACACAACGUCCAUCAUAGUACCAAAGGUUCAGUUGGUAUCUCACAACAUUAUAUGAGUGUCAUCGACUACUAUUUGGAAAUCGUUGUUUCCAUUUUGGUUCCAUUGGUACUUAUUCGCACCAAUGCAUAUUUCGACCUUUUAGUAAUGGUGGAGGACGCUAUUUUGGGUUCUUAUGACCAUAGUGGAUAUGACUUUUUCCUGGGAAAUUUGAAAAGAUAUUCACCUGCUUAUCAUUCCAUGCAUCAUCUUCGUUCUAGUUGCAGUUAUGGAGAUGGUGUUGGCUCCUUGGCGUUAUUAGAUAAUCUUUUUAAGACUAGCUACUUUCAUUUUGGAUACAAGUCUUUCCCCAAGGUAAAGAAUCUUGUCAAGGAAGAGAAAGAAGAAACAGAGUAGUAGAGUUUUGUUUGUUUUCUCACAUGUUUUUGCUUGUACUAUUUCAUCAUAGAGUUUUUAGAAUAAAUCGUGGAAUUAUUCAAUAUUU
Messenger RNA from Galdieria sulphuraria, 1026 nucleotides. Its product is annotated as fatty acid hydroxylase. Lineage: Eukaryota; Rhodophyta; Bangiophyceae; Galdieriales; Galdieriaceae. Gene Ontology annotation, molecular function: C-4 methylsterol oxidase activity; iron ion binding. Gene Ontology annotation, biological process: ergosterol biosynthetic process. The record is from RefSeq and is a predicted model, not a curated record. The transcript is spliced from 8 exons. The coding region runs from base 129 to 938 and encodes 269 amino acids.